AUGGAAUAUCAGUCCAAGCCCCAAGGCGCGAGCAGCCUCUCUCCAAGUCCGCAGUGGGCCAACGCCAUCUCCCCCAAAAUGAUUUUGCUAAAAGCCCUUGAAAUGCAUUUUUGUAUACUCUGGCGGUUGAAAAUGCGACGCGGCGGAAAUUGGGAACCACGUGAUUCAGAUCAAGGUCCGCCAAUCGGGAAGCCUCAGCAGCCGAGAUGUUUUCCGAACGCGGCUAUUCUUCUAUGGCUGAGGUAG
Paracoccidioides lutzii Pb01 is the source of this 246-nucleotide messenger RNA. RefSeq lists its product as hypothetical. Bases 1 to 246 code for a protein of 81 amino acids. The transcript has 2 exons. The record is from RefSeq and is a predicted model, not a curated record.